GAGUCCUGCCACUAUACCACGGGCGGGUUGACGAUCCCUGCUCGUAACUGUCAUUGGUACAGCAUCAAAUGUCUCUCAGAUCAUUGAUUCAUAGUAAUACUAAGGUAUUUUAAUAAAUGAAUAAUGCUUAAUACACAUUAUGCGCACGUCCUUGAUUUGUGCCUUGUUUCACGCGGGGAAAAUUGCUGCAAUAGCCCGAAAAGAUAUCAUUUUAAGUUGAUAUUUUGAACAUUGUUCCACCAUAAUUAACGCAGAGCAAAAAAUAACAUAAAGGCAUGAACAGCCUGGCCAUUCUAUAAUACUAGCAUGUACAAAUUAGCUUUAUCAUUCUAAGUUAAACCACUCAAAGUGAGUAAUAGUUAUUUGUUAUCAGUGUUGCGUAAAAGGUCCAAUCAGAGUCCCCUCAGGCUUUGCCUAAUUGUUGAAAUUGGACUGAAAGCUGUUUUUAAUAGGCUCUUUGCCUGCUAUUUAGUUCACAGGACGGCAUAACGAUGACGUCGAGCGCAGCACGCCGAUUGGCUACCGCCGAUAGCGAUCGAGGGAGAACCGAAAUUAAGGAGAGCGCAAGUGUCCGGUCAUUGCAAUGUUAAAGAUCCCAACAAACUGGACGCGUUGACGAGGAAACGUUUCGCGCUAUGAUCUCGCCCUGCCGCAUAGGUCAGCUUUAAAGGGCUCUGAAAGACUUUACCUUUGUGUCAGCUUUGUUUCGGUUUUUAACAAGGGGAGCUCGAGUUGGCACGCCGAACUCUCGGCACCCUAGAGCAUCUUUGGUGAGAAGCUGCUUGGCAAAUACACAACUUUCUCCGGCGACUGCAGCGAGCCGUCCCGCCAUGGAGUACACGUCUGCGACCAAACCUCAGCUUUCCUCCAGGGCCAAUGCCUUCUCUAUCGCCGCUCUUAUGUCAAGUGGGAAAACUAAGGACAAGGACGCGGAGGAAAACACUAUCAAACCUUUGGAGCAAUUCGUAGAGAAGUCGUCCUGCAGUCAGUCUGUGGGGGACCUGUCCGCCCUGGAGGCGGCCGGAGAGUUCGGCGGCAGUUCGCCCGUGAUCUGCACGGAACCGCUCAUCCCCACCACGCCGAACGUCCCCAGUGAGGAGAUGGCGAAGAUUUCCUGCAGCCUGGAGACCAAGGAGCUUUGGGACAAGUUCCACGAUCUCGGCACAGAAAUGAUCAUCACUAAAUCUGGAAGAAGAAUGUUCCCAACCAUCAGAGUAUCCUUCUCUGGAGUGGAGCCGGACGCCAAAUACAUAGUGCUGAUGGACAUUGUACCCGUGGACAAUAAGAGAUACCGAUAUGCCUACCACAGGUCGUCGUGGCUCGUGGCGGGGAAAGCGGACCCACCGCUGCCGGCAAGAUUGUAUGUGCAUCCCGACUCCCCAUUCACCGGCGAGCAGCUACUGAAGCAAAUGAUCUCCUUCGAGAAGGUCAAACUGACCAACAACGAGCUGGACCAGCACGGCCACAUCAUUCUCAACUCCAUGCACAAGUACCAGCCCAGAGUGCAUAUCAUUAAGAAGAAGGAACACACUGCCUCACUGCUCAACCUGAAAUCCGAGGAGUUCCGCACCUUCGUGUUCACGGAGACCGUCUUCACUGCAGUUACUGCCUACCAAAACCAGCUUAUCACCAAGCUGAAAAUCGAUAGCAACCCCUUUGCUAAAGGCUUCAGAGACUCCUCCAGGUUGACCGACAUUGAAAGUAGGGAAAGUGUUGAGAGUUUGAUCCACAAGCACUCAUACGCACGGUCGCCCAUCCGGACGUAUACCGGGGAAGAGGAAGGCCUUGGGGAAGAUGGACACGCCACGCACAGUCGGGGCUCCGCCUUCACAGCCUCAGAUAACCUGUCGCUAAGCUCCUGGGUGACAACCACCUCCGGCUUCUCCAGCUUCCAGCACCCACAGUCCCUGUCCGCCAUUGGGGGCAACACUGCCUCGCUGGCCAGCCCGCUGCCCCACCCCAUCCAGGGCUCCUUGCCCCCGUACGGACGGCUGGGCGUGCCCCUCACCCCCUCUGCCCUCAGCAGCAUGCCGGGCAGUGGGCCCAGUUUCCCCUCCUUCCACAUGCCACGGUACCAUCACUAUUUUCAGCAGGGGCCCUAUGCCGCCAUCCAGGGACUGCGGCAUUCCUCCACGGUCAUGACACCCUUUGUAUGACUCCUGCCAUCCCCCACAGAGACCAGAUCCAGCCCCUACACGAUCCAGUAUCCAACCCCCAUCAACAGGCACCCUCCCUUGCCCUCCUUCUCUAUAUCUUCGUCAAGUUCCUCCUCAAUGUAAAUAAGAAACCAUGUUAAAGUUCAGUGAACGACCUGGAGCCUCCGGCAUAGUCGGCCGCUCUGGAGAAGAAUCCAGAAGAAUGUGGACUUUCUACGGGUUGGAGAUCUGUAGAAAAUAUUUGUACAAAGACCAUAACAUAGCAUACCUCCCCUUCUCCUUGUUUGGUGAGGAUGAGCUCAUAGUCCUUUUGCCAAAGUUUUCUGGACAGAGUUUUUGGGACGCAAACUUGUUGAGUAUCUCACCAACUGGGGUUGGUGUUUGCUCUGCUUGGCUUACCUCUGUCGUGCAUGGAGAAGAGCUACUGGCUAGGAAAUGAUGACACAAGGAGUAUGUCACAUGAUGUGACUAAGACACACCCACAACGGACAUUGGCACACGUGGCACAGUGACCUCAGAGGGACAAUCUGCAUACUUUGUGGCCAGACUCCACGGAGCCAGGAACAAGCUUACAUAAACACAGAACACAUAUUCUGCAAGGCAGGCAGAGUCCUGCUUAAGGUGUGGAAAAGUUGUGAAAAAAUCCUGGGAAUGAGAAUCAGUAUAUGUAUGUGACAGGCCGACUAUCAGAACAAGGCAAUACAGUUCAGUGCUCUGACUUUGUGGUUUGGCCUCAACUUUCACCAGAAAUUAAAUACUUUUUCUAGCUUU
Paramormyrops kingsleyae is the source of this 2927-nucleotide messenger RNA. Lineage: Eukaryota; Metazoa; Chordata; Actinopteri; Osteoglossiformes; Mormyridae. The record is from RefSeq and is a predicted model, not a curated record.